CAACACCGCUCAAAUCCAGAUGUCAGUUAGGUGAUCACUGUAUUUGAUUUUGUUUACGUCUGCGUCAGUUGGUUGCUAAUUUUUCUUAAUAAUAAUGGACUUAAAUGACUCGAGCAUAAGCUGUGCAGUAAAUAUAAUUUGGAACGAUGCUCAAGGCCAAAAUGUUCGCAAAGUGACGCACAAAAUCGCAACACUGAAAUUGAUUCGAAAUGAUUUACGCGAAAUAUUCAUCGAAGUGUCAACCGACAAAACAAAGCCGAUCAAACUGAAAUUGUCCGGCAUUGCGGUACAUAAAAAAUUUAUGAGCGAAGGAAAAGCGUCUAUCAAUUUCAACAAAGAGCGAUGUACACUAUUCAUGUCGAAUGCGCCGCCCGGAAAUCUGGUGGUAUUUCUGAAGACAAUUUUCGUGAAAAUUAGCGGCGAGAAGAGUGUGGACCCAGCAGAAAUGCAGAAGAAAAUUCGAGCUCACGUGUUGAGCGGAGUACCGACAAAAUUCGAAGAGAUCAGCCCAAUUACGAACAUUGACUUACAGCGGACUAAAAAGCUUCAUGGGCUUUCAAAGGCAACGGUGACGACGCCCUCUCCACCAAGAAGUAAGAAACGAAAAAUGGAAGAGGAUGCUCGACAAUUGCCGGCUGCUAAGAAACUGUAUGCAGACUCAGCCCUAGGCGUUGAGGCGGCAAAGUUGAACGAGGAACAAAACGAAGUCUUCCAAAGCUGUCUGAAGGGUCACAAUGUAUUCUUUACUGGAUCUGCCGGUACAGGGAAGAGUUUUAUGUUAAAACGGAUCAUUUCAGCACUGCCACCAGAGGGAACUGUUGCCACAGCUAGCACAGGUGUGGCCGCAUGUCUUAUCGGAGGUGUUACAUUACACGCAUUUGCUGGAAUCGGUGAUGGCGAAGCUAGUCUAAAGAGAUGCUACGAAUUAGCAUCUCGACCCGUGAUAAGCCAAGGAUGGCGUAAGUGUAAGCGACUGAUUAUAGACGAAAUUUCGAUGGUAGACGGAGAAUACUUUGACAAAAUCGAAGCAGUGGCACGAUACGUUCGUCGCAAUGACAAACCAUUUGGUGGGAUACAACUGAUAUUGUGCGGAGACUUCUUACAACUGCCACCGGUAACCAAGACGGACUUUAAGAGUCGACCACUUUCAACUGUGCCCGGCAAACGUUUCUGUUUCCAAUCGGAUUCUUGGAAAAAUUCCGUCGGCAUCUCAUACGAAUUGAAAAUCGUCCAUCGUCAAAAGGACGCCGAAUUCGUCAAAAUGUUGAAUCUGCUGAGAAUCGGACACGUCAACGAUGACAUUACCAACAGACUUUUGGCAACAUCACGCCAACAAAUCGAAUCGAAUGGCAUUCUGGCCACGCAAUUAUGCUCGCACACAAAUGAUGCGAACUCAAUCAACGAGUCUUGUCUGCGCAAAUUGGAAGGAGAUUCGAAAACAUUUCAAGCCGAAGACAGUGACGCAUCAUCCAUUAAGCAGUUGGAUUCACAGGUGCCCGCUCCAGGUCGACUAGAAUUGAAAAUUGGUGCUCAGGUGAUGCUUUUGAAAAAUGUGAACGUAUCGAAUGGGCUCGUCAACGGUGCUCGUGGCAUUAUUGUUAGUUUCCAUUCCGGUGGAUCUCCGGUCGUCCGAUUCAGAAACAAGCGAGAGUACAUCGCAAAGCCGGAAAAAUGGGUCAUCAAAACUCCAUUGGGAGGAGUAUUGACCAGAAAGCAAGUGCCGCUGAAAUUGGCAUGGGCGUUUUCCAUCCAUAAAUCGCAAGGAUUGACACUGGACUGCGUGGAGAUGAGCCUGUCCAAGGUAUUCGAAGCCGGUCAAGCAUACGUGGCUCUUUCCCGAGCUCAAAGUCUUCAGUGCAUUCGUGUGAUGGACUUUGAUCCGAAACAGGUGUGGGCUAAUCCGGACGUGUUGCAGUUCUAUAAAAUGUUUCGUCGCAAUUUACACGACACGACAUUUUUACGGCUCGGCGGCAAAGAUGUGAAAAAAGCGCAGAAGAAGGCAGCUGUGACAAAAAUAGCUAAAAGUUUGAUGAGCAAGCCAUUGCUCAAUAUUUGCUGAUAGUAUUCAACAUCACUUGAAGAAUAAAUUGACUUUCAUUUUUCCAAA
This is a messenger RNA of Bradysia coprophila, 2107 nucleotides long. RefSeq names its product Pif1 DNA helicase (gene Pif1). Gene Ontology annotation, biological process: telomere maintenance; DNA repair. Lineage: Eukaryota; Metazoa; Arthropoda; Insecta; Diptera; Sciaridae. The record is from RefSeq and is a predicted model, not a curated record. Gene Ontology annotation, molecular function: DNA helicase activity.